Molecule: messenger RNA, 1726 nt
Organism: Durusdinium trenchii
Lineage: Eukaryota; Dinophyceae; Suessiales; Symbiodiniaceae
Source: the annotation of a GenBank genome assembly
UCAUCAUCUCCACUAGCUUGCCGUGAUGAAGUGACGAAGUGAACCACCUGCGGACCCGGCAAAAACCGGACCCGUGGAAGCCGUGGAACCCACGGUGACUUUCUGCAUCAUCUGGGCCGAUCGGGACCAUCCCCGUUCCAUGGCGGAUCCGAAAGAGGACUACGAUGCCUGGGAACAGCAACAGAAGGAGGAACGGCGACGGCAAGCGCAGGAGCAGCUGGCAGAGUUCCACGCGCAGCGGCAGCGGGAAUUGGAGGCCCGACGGCAAACGCGUGAGGCGUCUCAAGGGUACCAGGAUCCGCUGCAGCUCAUGUCCAUGAUGAUGCAGGCCGCGGCGGCCGCACCUUCCGCAGCUUCCGCCGCUUCUUCCGCGCCCACGCCCGCGCCAGUGGGCGCUGUGCGCGUGCGGGAGGUGGGUGAAAGCUCCUUCCGGAAAGUGCUUCUACCAGGGGGAAGCAUGUGCCACAGCUUCAGCGAGUUGGAAACGCUGGUGUCAGCGAAGUUUGCCUCGAAGAGGGGCUUGGAUGGACAGGAGAUGGGCCCAAGACCUUUGGUCUUCUUGAUUCGCCUACGAGAUCAGCUGCAGAUCUGCGACGACGAAGAUUUGGUCGAGCUGAAGGACCAGGAGGAGCUGGAGGCCACCUUUGCAUCCGUCACGGCCAGCGGCACGGAGAAAAAAAGAUGCCGAUUGCACGUUUGUCUUGAUCCUGGCAGGAUUGCAGCAAGGCUUCUGCAGUGCGGCCACUCGGGACGUGCCGACACCCGCUUCGACACGGUGAACCAGCGACUCGCGGUCGGCUGUGGCCACACUGCGCAGAUUCAAGACAUGGGUGCAGAAAACUUGGCGCAAACCUUCGUCUUCUCCAACCUGCGCGUCCAGUACUGGGGCGAGCACAUGUCGGAGUACCAGUCGGUGGCCAGCAUCAUGAUCAGCUUCGUCGCGGUGAUCUUCGGAGGACCCUUCGGCAGAUUUAGUGAUGCCGUCGACCGCCGAGCCGGGGGCCCGAGGGGCGUCGUAGAGGGGUCGCGUGGCGUCUACGACGCGCAUGGCAUCGGACAUCGACACGUGGGUGUGGUACUGGCCCGCCACUUGCCUGGUGUGGAAGGGCGUCGGAUGGUGAGCGUCUUCCCACUAGGGACUGCGCCACGUCUCUUUACGCUGGCCAAUCGCAGAGCGUCGAAUGGUGGUCAGAUGAGUAAGGAGGCCUUUGAGGACUUCCUAGCGAGCUUCAUGACCUACAGCGCGGAGACCAACAAGAAGAUCGUCCAGGAGGCCAUGAAGGGCCCGGGCCGCCGUGCUUACGAGGCCGUGAGGCGCGCGUACCGCCCCUCUCCGGAUGUCGUGGAGAAGAUCUUCGCCUCCUAUGGCCGUGGACCCAAGGGUGCCCAGAUCGCCGCGGAGAUCAUGGCACCCUAUGGCCGUGGCCCGUUGGGGCAGAAGGUGGCCAAUGAGGCGUAUCGGAGCAUCCGAAGAUCUCACACAGGCAGAGGCGUGCUGCAAGACAUGGUGGAGUGGCAGGCGAAAAGGGAGUAUGCCGACGAGCUUCUCCUCAAGAUUCAAGCUCGGGUACCUAUCAUUGAGGCAGGCGGCUUGGUGAAGAGAGUGUGGACGACUCCCAUCCCACCUCAUUUGAAGAAGCUCGUGGAGGACGCGGUGGUGCAAGCCUACAAGGAGCAAACCAAGCAACUAACUGCAGCAAACCCCGUAGUCAAAGCAAUAAUAUGA